AAGUCUAAAAACAUUCAUGAUUUGUGAUAUGAAUCUCAUUGAUUUUAUGAUAAUACGACGUAGUUACAACCAGUGCACAAGUGAAGAACACCAACAUCGAAGUCCACAAAACACACAACAUAAGAAACUGAACAACAACCUGCGUGUGGCGAAAUCAACAUCAACAGAAACAUGGGAAGCAGCGAUUUGAAAUACGAGGUUGCACAAAACGCUUACAUCAAACUCGUUCUCCACUCCCUCAAACACCCCACCUCCGCCGUCAACGGCGUCUUGAUCGGCCGCAUCUCCUCUUCCAACGACACCGUCGAGAUCGUCGAUGCCGUCCCUCUCUUCCACUCUCAAAUCCCUCUUCUUCCUCAAUUGGAGAUCUCUCUCAUUCUGAUAGAGGAAUACUUUUCUGCUAAAGGGUUGAACAUAGUUGGUUAUUUUCACGCUAAUGAGAGGUCUGAUGAAUUUGAGCUUGGUGGUGUGGCCAAGAAUAUUGGUGACCAUAUCUGUCGUUACUUUCCUCAAGCUGCCAUUCUAUUGUUAGAUAACAAAAAGCUUGAAGCUUUGAAAAAGAGCAAGGGUGGCAGUGCUGUAAUGCAGCUGUAUGUUAGGGAUGCAUCUAAGAACUGGAAGUUGGUUCAGUCCGAUGCAAACAGCCGAUUUUCUCUCAAAGAGCCAUCAGCAAAUUUGAUCUUAUUGGAUUAUAUUUCAUCUGAGAAAUGGAAUGACAUUGUAGAUUUUGAUGAUCAUCUUGAUGACAUAAGCAAGGAUUGGCUAAACCCAGGGCUCUUCAACUGAUCGUGGCCCUUAUUGUAUCCAUUUUAAUCGAGUUUACUUAGCAAGUGGAUGAUGUUCAUGCAGCGCAUUAUGCCGAAGGAUUCUCACGACGAACAACCAAGGAAUAGAUUUUGACUUCAGUAACUUUAUCAAAUGUAUAAGCAGAAUAUUUAUCACCCACCCGAAUUUAACAUUUUUCCGAGUUUUCCUUCCACAAAGGAUUUUGGUUGCAGAGCCAAUUCUUUUUUUUCUCCCUCCUUUAUGUAGACAUUGUUAUUUGAAGAAACAAUAUAGUCAUGUCAUCUAUUAUCUUGGUUCA
Messenger RNA from Cicer arietinum (chickpea), 1084 nucleotides. Its product is annotated as ER membrane protein complex subunit 8/9 homolog. The record is from RefSeq and is a predicted model, not a curated record. Gene Ontology annotation, cellular component: EMC complex. NCBI's taxonomy places the organism in Eukaryota, Viridiplantae, Streptophyta, Magnoliopsida, Fabales, Fabaceae.